AACGUGAACCACCGAUUGUCACUGCAAAGCACAGCAAAGCGCAAUAGAAAAAAAGAAAACUCAUGUGGGGCUGCCGUUUGGCCGAUGCAGAAGCCUCAUUGCACGAAACUUACGUCGAAUUUUUUUUCCAGUUUGCUCAUUUGUCUAGUCACUGGCACAGCUUCUUUCGAAGUAUGUGCUUUAUGGACACUUUCCUCAUCACCAUGAGCCCCUCAAUCCCUUCGAAUCAUCCCAUUUCAGAAAGAGAUCCCGACCUAGCGGCCUGUCAAACCUCAGUUGGGUUUUUGAUUUGCACUUCUGCUGAUAUUUUUUUGCAGAAUGCCGAGUUUCUGGGCGUUGGAUGAGUUCCUUGCGGUGGUGGGGUUGUGAGCCUUGAGAUUCGUGGCUGUCUCUGCACCAAGCGAAUUUGCCUUACGCCGGUGGUUUUGCUUCAGGGUGUUCGGUUUGUUAGCUUGUGAAUUGGGUUGUUGGAAUUGGGUCGAACGAGAUUGGGGUUGAGUUUGGGUGCGAUGAUGAGAACUAGCGAGAUAAAGAAUGCGUUCGCGGGGAACCCUAUAGUGGGUGGGAAGCGGGAAGUGGAGGAUUUGGAGCAAUUGCUGCGGUCUCCUGAAGCCUAUUCGAAGGUGAAAGUGCUGCCUCUGUGCGAUGGCAAGCCUUUGGUUGCAGCCCAGCGCGAGGGCUUAGUGUCUUGGCAAUUGGCGUGGCAACCUCUCGUUACCAUCCGCCACGCUAGCUCCACCGAGGAGCUGCACAGUCUUUUGGUGUAUCUUGGAGAUGCUGAUGGGUUCUCGUACUUUGCCAUCAGCGUGCCAGCGAAGGACGCUGGCGAUAGGCAGGAGCUCAAGACCAUGGCGGACGACUUUGGGCAGCCGGGGGUUAUAUUCUACGAUUUGCGGUCUCUCAUGCAGGCUGUAGAUUGCGUAAGCCCCGACGUCAUGGGCGAUCUCUCCAUAGCUGGCCAUGCGAGGGCAAUGAUGGAGUGGCACAAGCAAGCUUUGUAUUGUGGACGCUGUGGCACUAGCUCUCGACCCAUCUCGUGUGGGCAGAGGAGGCAGUGCACUAAUGCUAAGUGCAAUAGCAAAUUGUACCCAAGAAUAGAUCCCGUCGUUAUAAUGCUGGUGAUUGACAAGGAGCGUGACUGUGCAAUUCUAGGUCGACAGUCCCGCUUUGUCCCGCGCAUGUGGAGCUGUUUAGCGGGCUUCAUUGAGCCCGGCGAAAGUUUAGAGGAGGCUGUCCGAAGAGAAACUCGGGAGGAAGUAGGUCUUGAAGUUGAAGAAAUAGUUUAUCAUAAUUCACAGCCAUGGCCAGUGGGACCUAGCUCGAUGUCAUGUCAGCUAAUGGUUGGAUUCUUUGCUUACGCCAAAACUUUUGACAUUCGGGUAGACAAGAAGGAGCUCGAAGACGCCCAAUGGCAUCGACGUGAAGACGUUAGGAACAUGUUACGGACUUCGAGAUACAAAAGCGAUCAGCUGGAGGCGGCUUCGAAGAUCCAGAAGGCAGCUAGCGGUGACAGCGCAUUCACCAAACAACCACCGUCGAAAUCUCCGUCGGAUGUAAGGAGGCCCUCUACCGACACGAGCAGUGUGCCUUUUGUGCCCGGGCCUUACGCCAUUGCACACCACUUGAUCUCCACCUGGGCUAACCAAGAUCCUGUUGUGGGCCUCUCCAACUACUGAUCUCUAAUCCACCCGAAACUUGCUACGCCCAGUUAAGCAUUUCGAAGCAUGCAUAACCACUUUAGGGUCCAGUUCUGCCUUAAAAUCUGUGAUUCUUUUUCGAAUUGUCUCUACUCAAUGGAAAGCGCUUUGUCUAUAUUCUACACGUUGGUGCACUCUCCAUCUUCUCAUCUUGUCCAUUUGAGUUUUAUAGAUCUCUCAAUAGCAUGAAGCAGUGGAUAGAUCUGGCGGCGUUGCUCUCAAAUUGAUGGCAAUUCCCCAUUCAACCUCGCGUUGUGGCUUCAUUAGAAUCGUCCUCUUUGCCAACCUCUUGAAACCUUCAAACCUGCGAUGUGUGAACAAGAGCUUGAAUGUUAUUAUGAAUGUUGUUGGUAAUAGGUGGAAAUGGUAGGACAAGAAUAGUUUUAUUAUUGGGAUUUGUUUAGAAUGAGUUAUUCCGUUGUGAACAUGAAGAAUAUCUUUCUGAGUUGAAUUGUGUAUCUCCGAUCUAUGUUUAUCAGCUUCCUGAAUUUUAAAAUUGGCUCUACAAUUUGAUUUUUA
This is a messenger RNA of Physcomitrium patens, 2216 nucleotides long. The record is from RefSeq and is a predicted model, not a curated record. NCBI's taxonomy places the organism in Eukaryota, Viridiplantae, Streptophyta, Bryopsida, Funariales, Funariaceae.